AUCGUCUCUCGCCUUCUUUCAACCGCCUGCUCGCAUUAAUCAAUAUUGCCAACCCAACGUGUCAGCCCAGUGUCGCCUCGCUCGUUCCCUCUCGCUUCUGGUCUCUCUGCCCGUUGCAAUUCUCUCCCUCCUGCUGCUGCUGCUGCUGCUGCCGCCCUGAGUGCACACUCUCGUGGGAGAUCGAUCUUUUUUAACCACCCUAAUCCCAAUCGCUACCCUUUCGUGCCCACCCCUCAGAUCUCCGGCGGAGCCAUCGUGACCGGCGUGGGUCCAUCGAGUUCGAUCAAAUUAUUCACCGUCACCGUCGCCCUCACCACCUCCACGCUCUCGCUGCGCCGAGUCUCCAAGCCCUCUCGUGCAUGGUCUUCAGCCUCCAUCCUCACUAGCCAUGGGUUCGACGCAAUUUGGGAAUUUCAACGACUUUUGUCGAGAUUCCACACUCCCGGUCUGCAAUCUCUUCGUCGCCGACAACCAGCCCCCGAAUAAAGCUUAUGGCGGGUGUGCGCUCGUCGGGAUCGGGCUCAGCAAUGAUCGCCAUCUCAGCAAUCUCGGCUCGAUUCUGCUGGCAUUCAUUGCUAUCUUGACGUCGCUGAUUCUGUUGUUGCGGACGGAUCGCAAGCGGGCCGCCGUCGGGAGAAGGGAGAUGCAAAUAUUCUUGCUUGGGUUUAUCGUGAUCGAAAUCUGCGAGAUCUUCUCCGUGGGCGGGUUUCCUCUGAAUUCAGCAGUCCGGAAGGGAUUCUCCGCCGUACAUGUUGCUGCCAUCACCGCAACAUGCUGGAUCCUGCUGUUGAACGCUCUGGUGGGCUUCCAAAUCCUCGACGACGGAACCCCAGCCUCCCUCGGUCUGAUCGUCGCCUCCUCGCUGAUUCUCUUCAUCGGUACGGGUUAUAUCGCGCUGGACACGGCCUUCGACUGGACGGGGGAGUUCGCGACCACGGCGUCGCACGACUAUCGCAACAUCGCCCUCUAUGUUCUCUAUCAGCUCUUCCCGCUCGUCUGUCUCGUCGCGUUCUACGUGUUGGAAGCCGUCUUGGUGAUCCGGGUUCUGGGCGAACUGCGGCCCAUGCUCUACUUGACCUGCGCCGCUCUCUUGUUUGCCAUCGGACAAAUUUUCGAAUACGUGAUCAGCGUGCACCUCUGCGAAGCGUCCCACGGCAAGAUCAACGGCGCACUGUUCGAGACGCUCUUCACCCUUUUGGCGGUCGGCACGGUUUGGGCCUUUUGGAGCAGCAUCACCGAGGACGAUUGGCCCUUGCCCAUGGGGGGCGGCGCAUACCAAUGAUCGGCCCGCAAGCUCCCCGGAGCGUCCUUUCCUUGUGUUCUCAAUCCCUUUCCCCCCUCAUUCGAUCCGACAUGUCUAUAUCUCUUCUCCACGAUCCUUGCACAUUGGUGCUCGAUACCUCGAUUUCCCGUGCUUAGCCAUCGCAUGCUCGACGCGUCCACGGAGUUACGACGGGCUUAUGUUCUUGCCAUCUUUUGUGAUACCUUAUGUUUUUACGAUAUUCUACUGACGCGCCUUGGUGUGGCUUACGCUCGACGAUGACGUUCUAUGUGCUAUGCGGAUCCCCCGUGCCCUGCCCUAGCGCACGGGU
Molecule: messenger RNA, 1592 nt
Organism: Aspergillus heteromorphus CBS 117.55
Lineage: Eukaryota; Fungi; Ascomycota; Eurotiomycetes; Eurotiales; Aspergillaceae
Product: chitin synthase export chaperone
Exons: 7
Coding region: 389-1282 (297 amino acids)
Biological process (GO): protein folding
Cellular component (GO): endoplasmic reticulum membrane
Source: RefSeq, a predicted model, not a curated record